AUGGAGCACUUGAGAGAUGUCCUGCUAACCUUGCAGAAAAAUCAAUUAUUUAUUAAUUUGAAGAAGUGUAGCUUCAUGACCGAGCGACUCCUUUUCUUGGGUUUUGUUGUUGGAGCAGAUGGUCUUCACGUUGAUGCAGAAAAGGUAGCUGUGAUCCGUGAUUGGCCAGUUCCACAGAAUGUUGGCGAGGCUCGAAGUUUCCAUGGCCUUCCGACGUUCUAUAGACGUUUUAUUCGAGAUUUCAGUACAAUUGUAGCCCCGAUCACUAAUUGUUUAAAGAAAGGAAAAUUCCAUUGGGGUGAUGAAGCUUCGGCCAGCUUCAAGCUUAUCAAAGAAAAGCUCUCAACGGCACCAGUAUUGAUGCUCCCUGAUUUUGAGAAAGUGUUCGAGUUGGAUUGCGAUGCUUCGGGUAUUGGAAUCGGCGCUGUUCUUUUCCAAGAAGAUUAUGCAUUCCUCGUGGUUCCUUGCGCGAACAACUCAUUCGAGAGCUUCAUGGUGGUACUCUCGGCGGACAUUUGGGGCGAGAUAAAACUGUAG
Messenger RNA from Syzygium oleosum, 537 nucleotides. RefSeq lists its product as uncharacterized. The transcript is spliced from 2 exons. NCBI's taxonomy places the organism in Eukaryota, Viridiplantae, Streptophyta, Magnoliopsida, Myrtales, Myrtaceae. The record is from RefSeq and is a predicted model, not a curated record. Bases 1 to 537 code for a protein of 178 amino acids.